Molecule: messenger RNA, 1152 nt
Organism: Postia placenta MAD-698-R-SB12
Lineage: Eukaryota; Fungi; Basidiomycota; Agaricomycetes; Polyporales; Adustoporiaceae
Exons: 3
Source: RefSeq, a predicted model, not a curated record
CAACAUGUUCUGACUGUGCUUCACAAGACGAGGUCGCUGCUGCCUCGCAUAUUGCCUCCUAGCUCGAAUGGAAUACGUCAGACAUUGUCGCUGGACCUCUGGAGCGCAUUGCUAGAGAAGGCCCACCGAGACUUAUGCUUACUACUGAUGCGUCCCAUAGUGUAUGGUUGUGAUGAUCUAUCCGGAGCACAAGAGCUUGUCACUGCGUUGCUCGACCAUCCCUUCUCGAAUGACGCCCAGAGAGCAGCCAUUCAAAACCGGUGGAAAGAUACUCGUGCAGGCAUCGAAAGCGUAUCGGUACAAUACGGUGCGCCGUCGUUGUCUGAGCCUGGGAGCCUCCGAGUCCAGUCUGCCUGGCUUCAGCAAUUCGGGGUACCGUUGGAAGUCUUGGAAUUGCGAGCUCCCGCAACAGAAGGCAAAGCAGUAAAAACCCUCCUGUCGGCAGACGUGCCUAUCAUCGUCUGCAAUUCUGCCACCACACCACUACCAUCCCUUCUCACCCGGCUCGCCCCAGUUCUUGCUCAUCCGAACGCUGUGCUAGUCCUCACCUCGAGCUCUGGAUCCGAGGCGUUGAUCAACCGCAUCCGUUCCUUAUGCGAGCACGACCUUACUAUCCUCUUCAUUGACCCUUCGCGUGCGCUCAAGGCGUUACGCAUACUCAGCUCGGCACCUUCCUCCUCUACUGCUGUGGAGAAGUACCAGGAAAAUUUUACUGCUUCUAACCUCUCAAAACUCACCGAGGCGGUCUCGCAUGCGAUUGUAGAUGCUGCACGCGGCACAUCUUCCUUUGCCGUCGUUCAGAAUCUGCAUGCCCAGACAGCACACUCCAUUGUGCAAAACUCGCUUUCAGCAUGUCAAAGUGUCCUCCAGACGGCACGACAUGAAGUAGAUGAAUUGUGUACACAGGUCAGUGCGUUAAGGGCACGCGCGGAAGAGGUCCGCGUCAAGGCGGCGAGGGAGGUCUUUGGGCCCGCUGAUGGCAGCAAGAGCGAUGCCAUACAGACGUCAUUGGACAAGUCGCGAAGGGACAUCAAACCUACUAUGGACUCAUUGACGUGGUGGAAACUCUUGUUGAGACCAGAUGAUGUUGGCGACACCGUCCUUACUAUCGUAGACCAAGUUUGGUGCAAGGAUCUAGAGCACAGGGUGAGC